UGCAAGAGAGAAGCCGGUUUGCACGAAACAGUGGGGUAAUUGGUGUAAAAUGGCGCUGUCUCAAGGAACAAAGAAAAAAGUUUGCUAUUACUAUGACGGGGACGUGGGGAACUACUACUAUGGUCAGGGCCAUCCCAUGAAACCCCACAGGAUCCGCAUGACCCACAACCUGCUUCUCAACUAUGGACUGUACAGGAAAAUGGAGAUCUAUAGACCACACAAAGCCAGUGGUGAAGAGAUGACAAAGUACCACAGUGAUGACUACAUUAAGUUCCUGCGGUCCAUCAGACCUGACAACAUGUCUGAGUACAGCAAACAGAUGCAGAGAUUCAAUGUGGGAGAGGACUGUCCUGUGUUUGAUGGACUGUUUGAGUUUUGCCAGCUCUCAACGGGCGGAUCUGUCGCCGGGGCGUUGAAGUUGAACAAGCAGCAGACAGAUAUCGCCAUCAACUGGGCUGGUGGACUCCACCAUGCCAAGAAGUCAGAGGCCUCAGGUUUCUGCUACGUUAACGACAUCGUCCUGGCCAUCCUCGAGCUGCUCAAGUACCACCAGAGGGUGUUAUACAUAGACAUUGACAUCCACCACGGUGAUGGAGUGGAGGAGGCCUUCUACACCACAGACAGGGUCAUGACUGUCUCUUUCCACAAGUAUGGGGAAUACUUCCCCGGCACUGGAGACCUGAGGGACAUCGGAGCUGGGAAGGGCAAGUACUACGCUGUAAACUACCCACUCAGAGACGGUAUCGAUGAUGAGUCCUACGAAGCCAUCUUCAAACCUAUCAUGGCUAAAGUCAUGGAGAUGUACCAGCCGAGUGCUGUUGUCCUCCAGUGUGGAGCUGAUUCUCUGUCUGGAGACAGACUGGGCUGCUUCAACCUCACCAUCAAAGGCCAUGCCAAAUGCGUGGAGUACAUCAAAAGUUUCAACCUGCCCCUGCUGAUGCUGGGUGGAGGAGGUUACACCAUUCGCAACGUGGCCCGCUGCUGGACGUACGAAACGGCCGUGGCCUUGGACUGCUCCAUCCCCAACGAGCUGCCCUACAACGAUUACUUUGAGUACUUCGGGCCCGACUUCAAGCUGCACAUCAGCCCGUCCAAUAUGACCAACCAGAACACCAACGAAUACCUGGAGAAGAUCAAACAGCGUCUGUUUGAAAACCUCCGCAUGCUGCCUCACGCCCCUGGCGUCCAGAUGCAGGCGAUCCCCGAGGACGCUCCCCACCCAGACAGCGGAGACGAGGAGGAGGAGGACCCCGACAAACGCGUCUCUAUUCGGGCCCACGACAAGAGGAUAGCCUGCGAGGAGGAGUUCUCAGACUCUGAGGACGAGGCGGAGGGGCAGGGAGGAGGCCGCAGGAACGCAGCCAACCACAAGAAGGCAAAACGAGUGAAGAAAGAGGAAGAGAAGGAAGGAGAGGAAAAGAAAGAAGUGAAAGAGGAGGAGAAGGAGGAGGAGAAGAUGGACACAUCAGGUCCAAAAGAAGAGGUGAAGUCAACCUGAAGUCUGGCAGGAGGAGAAAUGGUUGGUCGUACUGUUGUCCUUGAGCCCCACUGAUUCCUUUAUUCUCCUGCUGCAGCGAUAGGACCUCUUUUGUAUUCCUGUUUUAUUAUGCAUUUUUAUGGGCAAACCUGGUUUACACUGUAUUAUUUACAUUUGUUUCCAACCUCAGUGAAGCACCAGUGUAGUGCGUGCUUAUCUGAUCAAGUAAGCAUCUAUUAGUGACUGAAAACUUGACCUUAUGCUGAGUGUAAACUCAGCCCAGCUGGAGCUUCAUUUAGUAUAAAACAAAUGCCACAAUUCCUUUUUCAGCUGCUGUGUGAACCAGGUCUGCUUAAAUGUGAAGAAAAGCACUCACAUGAUUACAUUUCCUAUCAUGGCGUUUCAGAUUUAAAUAUGUUUAUGGGGCUCCUGUUAAAAUUCCUGCAGAGAUGUAGAUGAUUUCUAAGUGUAGUGCGCACAUGCAGAAAGGCUUUGUUAGUUUUCAAACAUCUAUUUAUGAUACUGUUAGAAUAACCAGCAUUCAACGUGCUGUGUUAAUUUAUCAGUGAAUGCAUGUUAAGCAUGUACAUAGUGCUCCCUUUGUCCAGACAGAUCUCUGCUCAGUAACUUAUUUUACAUCAUGAACACAGUCAGUCCCUUGAGCCCAUCUUCCUCUGAAUAUCUGCUCAGUGUUGAUUUUUUUUUUCUUCCUGCAUCGUUUGAAUGUUGAAGUAUGAAUGGAUGUGAACCUCUUCAGAGGCUUAUGUUUGGAAGUGUUUUAGAUAUUUUGUACCAUUAUACAUAAAGGUGGAGUGAGUGGGUUAGAUGGCCUCUUUACAUCUGGUUGUUUGGAGUUUUAUCCUUGUGAAAUGUGCAUUAUCAUAACUUUGUAAUAAAAAAUAAAGAAAACUGA
This is a messenger RNA of Centropristis striata (black sea bass), 2390 nucleotides long. Its product is annotated as probable histone deacetylase 1-B. Lineage: Eukaryota; Metazoa; Chordata; Actinopteri; Perciformes; Serranidae. Gene Ontology annotation, molecular function: histone deacetylase activity. The transcript has 12 exons. The record is from RefSeq and is a predicted model, not a curated record. The coding region runs from base 50 to 1498 and encodes 482 amino acids.